Melozone crissalis (California towhee) is the source of this 4837-nucleotide messenger RNA. RefSeq names its product MLX interacting protein (gene MLXIP). The transcript is spliced from 15 exons. Gene Ontology annotation, cellular component: nucleus. The record is from RefSeq and is a predicted model, not a curated record. The coding region runs from base 787 to 2997 and encodes 736 amino acids. Lineage: Eukaryota; Metazoa; Chordata; Aves; Passeriformes; Passerellidae. Gene Ontology annotation, molecular function: DNA-binding transcription factor activity, RNA polymerase II-specific; RNA polymerase II cis-regulatory region sequence-specific DNA binding; protein dimerization activity. Gene Ontology annotation, biological process: regulation of transcription by RNA polymerase II.
GAGAAGCGCAAGAACCCCGUGUGCCACUUUGUCACCCCUCUGGACGGCUCCAUGGACGUCGAUGAGCACCGGCGGCCAGAGAAAACCAGUGAGGCCCUUGAUGUGGCAAUAUGUGGCUCUCUCUAUACUGCAUAACUCUAGAGUAAUUUAUAACUCAGAGGAGUUCCAGAUGAAUUUGUGGAACUGUCUCAGGUUUUUGAAAGAACAGUCUUGAUGUUUGUGUUGAAAGUGACCCUCGAACACAAAGUUAAGGCUCUCAUUAGUCUGCUCUCCCCAACUUACACACUGCUCUCUGUGAUACAUUGAAGACCCAUAUCGUGUGAUCCUUUUGUUGCCAUCAGUGUGUGGCCUGCAAGGUCCCCCCUGAGCUGGACAUCAGAUUUCUAUUGCUUUGUGUCAUUCAUAGCAGCUUUUGCUUAUGUGUGUGUCUGUGCAUGUGAUCUUAUGAAAUUCACAGGAUAUUGUGUGCUUUAUACAUUAUAUUUCAGUAAAUUAAUUUUUAAGGGGGGUUUUUUUGCCAUUUCUUAACUCUUGUUUAUGGUUGAGCUGCUGUGGGAGAUGCUGACAGUGCAGUCAGAUGUCACCUCGUGUUUGGUUUUUGUGGGAAAGAUGAAGUUAGUACUGUCAGAUUUGCUCUGUGAUAGCUGAACUCUGGGACAGUGUGGGCUGCUGAUACAUGAGCUCAAACAGAAUCAGCAUGCUUUCUUUUGCAUUUUUUAUGCCUGAAUAUUUGCUUGGAAAUGUAUUGAAUAUUCUGCCCUUGUGUGAUUCCGUGUAAUUCAUGGUAUGUGUUUGUGUUCCCAGGCCAUUGCAACAGAGGGGAAAUACUGGAAACGAAGAAUUGAAAUAGUCAUUAGGGAAUACCACAAGUGGAGAACAUACUUCAAGAAAAGGUUACAGAAACACAAAGAUGAAGAUCUUUCAAGUUUGGUCAGGGAUGAUGAUGUGGUUCUGUGGCAAAAAAGAAGGUAUGGCAGAGAAACCCCUGUGCCCAUGGAGGAGGGCAGCCUGUUGGAUGCAGACAUGCUCAUGUCCGAGUUCACCGACACCCUGUUCUCCACACUCUCUUCACAUCAGCUGGUUUCCUGGCCAAACUCCAGGGACAUAGGACACUUAGGAAAUGCUGACAUGAUUCAACCAGGGCUUAUUCCUCUCCAGCCAAAUUUUGAUUUUAUGGAUACUUUUGAACCUUUUCAGGAAUUAUUCACUCCCAGUCGCUCCAGUAAUUAUUUCCCUUCCGUGUCUGCUGUCAGCUCAGCUACCACAGACAGCAGCAGCCACUCGUCCCAGUCUCCUGUCCUGCCGUCGGGUUCGCUGCCCAGCACGCUCCCGGCAGGGAACAUCAGCGAUGGACUGAUUCCUUCCUCAGUACCUGCUCCUGGCAUUCCUGACGUCGUUGCUGACCAGUGCUCCAGCAUUAGAAGUGGAGGAUCUUUCAUCCAGCCUGCAGACUUCCCUCCUGACACAUCUCUCAGCGGGCCACAAACUUUCAUGUCGGUGUUCCAGCCGCCGCUGCCGCUGCUGCAGCCCGCGGGCGCCCCGCAGCCGCCCCCGCUGCCCGCGGUGCCGCUCGGCUCCAGCCUGAGCCCCGCCCCCGCCGCCUUCGCCGCUCCAGAAACGCCCAAGUUCGGCCUCUGCGAAUCCUCGGUCAUCACUCACACGGCCUCUGCCACGCUGACCCACAACGCCCCUGCCACCACCUUCAGCCAGAGCCAGAGCCAGAGCCUGGUCCUGGCCACGCAGCAGCCGGGGGCAGGAGUGCCUUGUAACCUGGCCUUCCAGACUGCUGUUGUGCAGGGGCAGCCCCGGCCCCAGCUGCAGUCCCAGCUGACAUUUGCACUCCCCAAACCUGUUCCUCUGGCCAGUGCUGGGACGAGGCCCAAACAGUCACAAAAAAUAGUGCCUGCUCCGAAGCUUGAAACAGUGUCCUUAGUGGUAAAGAAUGCCUUCAUCACCCCAGCUGCCUUUCAGGGACAGUCCAGAGCUGUGAUUGUAACUCCAGCACCUUUAAAAAGAGAGGGGAUUUUGACGCCAGCCACGUCUCAGUCUAAUGUUGCAAUUGCACCAGCUGGAAUUGUCAGAGCUCCCGGGGUGACGGAGUUCCGUAGUAACAUUCUGGUUGGUCCAGCACAGCGAGCACCAAGUAGUCAACAAAGCCAGUCCACAGUCUCACAUCUCUUUCCUCCUAGUGUAGUCCAAGAUGUGUUGGUGAAAGGAGAGCACAUCCCUUCUCACUGUAGCAGUUCACAAGUUCCCUCACCUACACCUAGCCGGGACUGUCAGAAUUCAGGCCAGGCUUCCCCCUGCACCUCUGAGCAGAGCCCCAGCCCACAGUCUCCUCAGAACAGCUGCUCAGGAAAACCUGCCACUGACCCUGCUGUGGCUGCACUUAAGAAUCGGAGGAUGAGGCAUCUUUCAGAACAAAAACGGAGGUCUAAUAUCAAGAUUGGUUUCAGUGCUCUGAACAGCUUGGUGUCAGCCAACUCCAAGUCGAUCAGCCACGCCAUCACUCUGCAGAAGACAGUGGAAUACAUCGCCAAGCUGCAGCAGGAGAGGAGCCAGAUGCAGGAGGAGACCAGGCGGCUCCGGGAGGAGAUCGAGGAGCUGAACGCCACCAUCCUUUCUUGCCAGCAGCAGCUCCCUGCUACCGGGGUUCCCGUAACGCGGCAGAGGUUUGACCACAUGAGGAAGAUGUUUGAUGAGUACGUAAGGAGCAGGACCCUGCAGAACUGGAAGUUUUGGAUUUUCAGCAUUAUUAUUAAGCCAUUGUUUGAGUCCUUCAAUGGGAUGGUUUCCACAACAAGCUUUAAGGAUCUGAAUGAAACUGCGCUGGCCUGGUUGGAUCAGCACUGUUCUCUUCCUGUUCUGAGGCCAACGGUGCUGAACACCCUGCGGCAGCUGAGCAGGAGCACCUCGAUCCUGUCGGACCCGCAGCGGCUGCCGGAGCAGGCGCGCGAGGCCGUGACGAAGGUGAACAAGAGAGCUGGGGACACCUAACAGCCAAAGACACUGAGGUGCUUGUCCCAGGGGUGGAGACCCUGCCAGGCCCUGCCUGCCCAGGCUCCUCCAGUCAGUGCACUUUAGAAAGGAUUCUCUCCAUCACCAGAGACGUUGUUCAAGGCACCCGGCCCUGCCUUGCGAAGAGGUGCAGGUGAUGCAGCGUUGUCAGAAUGUUUGGGUUCCUCUCCAGUGCUGUGCUGUGCUCUGUCAGUGAGAAAAAACCACCAAGCUCAGGUAAACUCAGCAGGUUUGAGCCCUGCAGGCAGCAAUAGAUCUCCAUCAAUGCAUCCUUAUGCAACUAAUGGAACGCCCUCAGUUCUCUGAAGUGUAAAUCCUGUGCACCAAGGAAUGUGCUCUUCAAGGGGAAAAAAUACUUCUGAUUUCAUGAAGCAAAACGUGCUUUUUAUUUUGUUCUCUGGUAUUUGGUUCCAUAUGUUUUACUUGAAUAGUGAAAAUUGUUAAACAGGAUCAUAUGAAAAACCAAAGGAGAAGAAAAAUCUUUCAGUGAUGUCAACUCAUGGCAAAAAUACUAGAAUUAAAAUCUCAGGCUGUGUUUUGUGUAUUUUUAUUUUAAUGAGUGUAUCAUUGCAUUUGAUCAGUUUCAAGACGUGCUUUAUUUUCUAGUAAAUAAAGUAGCUGAUUUUUAUUUUUUUUAUAUAGCCAUUGCAAGGGAGUAGCAGGCUGUGCAGUAAGUGCAAGAAAGCAGUUUUAGAUUGUAUAAAUUCUGCAAUUAGGAUAAAUGCCAUGAAUUUAUAUCAGUUUAAUCAGUUAACUGUUUUCUUGCACUCUGCACAGUUCAGCUGCCAUUCUCACAAAAUGUGCACAUAUAAAACACAUCCAUAGGUAAAUGUAGUAGCACUUCAGAGACAAGAAUUGAGUUUGUAAUGUUAAAAAAUUGGCUUUUUUAUUUUAUUAUCUCAGAAGCUAUAUCAAACCACACAGACUUGCAGUCAGUUCUUUGCUUCUUUGUCUUUUUUUUGCUGCUUCUUUUUGCCUUCUGUCUGAAAAACCUGAAGGACUUUAUAGGCCUGGUCUGUAUGGGAAGGUUCUGUUCAACAUGAGUUAUAGAACAUGUAAAAAUAAGUUUAAAAGUCAAAAUACUGCAUAACAUUUUUCUGUGACAAUCUCAGCACAUCCUGUGCUCUGCUGCAGGUAAACUGAGUCCUGUUCCAGCAGUGAUUGUCCAUCCUGGGACAGCACUGGGGUGUUCAUUCCUGCUGAUUGUUCAAAGUCUGGAUGAUCCCAUGACCCCUGUAAUUCCACUCAUGACUUGAUCCUGAUUGUUCAGAGCUCUGCAAAGGUGGGAACACCUCCCUUGAGCAGUUUUCUUCCAGUUCCAAGGGCAGGCUGGAGGUACUGUGCAGCCUCUCACAGUGCGAAAAUGAGGAAUAACUGGAGCACUUGGGGCUUGCACACUCUGAAAUGGGCUCAGUAGGUUCUCCUUGGGGAAGGGAGCUUUUCUCAGCAUUGUCCCCAUUCUCCUCCACUUGGUGGGCCAGAGUUUGGAAGGUAACAAUGGUCAUGGGGAGUAGGGCUGAGCACAGGUGGAGGUUUUGUUCUUGUUUCUCCUUUGUCCUGAGUUCUUGCAGCUAAUGGCUUUUCUUGCAGAAAAAAGCUUUUCCUUCCCUUCUGGGAGAGCAGCACUGUAGGAAGGACAAGGCACAAAAGGUGAGCCUCUCCCUGCAUGGAGGGACUGAGGACUGAAGGGGAAGGCAGAAUGGCAGUUUUGUACCAACACAGCUCCUCUGUGCAGGCAGAGAGAAACAUGCUUUUCUUUCUCUUUUUUUACAGUAGAUUUGACAAAUAACUUGAAGUUUGUGGCACAUGUGAAAACCUG